AUGUGUUUUGAAAUAAACGUUUUUGCGAUCAUUCUUUUGAUUGUUUCAUUCGUAGGUAGAGUAAGAAAUGGAGGUCCAGAACACACCACACAGAAGGAGACGCGACCCGAGUACAUUCAUCCAGAUGGUCUCCUUAACUUCGAUCCUUACUUAUCUGAUUUCAAACAGGAAGUCGAAGAGGACGACUACAUACCUUUGCCAGAGAAUGACGAGACUAUAGACGGUCUGCCGAUCUUCCUUCUAGAACCAAAGAACGCUUAUGUGUUAAGAAGUAAACCGGCAACCCUGCUGUGUAGAGCGGCAAAUGCAUUACAAGUUUAUUUUAAAUGCAAUGAUGUUAGAGUUGACAAGACUGUUCAGUUGGAACACGUGGAUCCACAGAACGGCGUUAGAGUGGUCGAAGCAGAACUGAACGUGACAAAGAAUGAGCUAGAUGAAUAUUUCGGUGGACGAUACAGCUGCGAGUGCUACGCGUGGAAUAGCAGGGGCCGGAUUAGAAGUCAAGCUAAUUACAUCGAAUUUGCUUACAUAAAGAAGCAAUUUGUGCAACAACCACAAUCGGCGACUGUUGAAGCUGGGAGACAGGUCGUCUUCAGGUGUAGCCCACCGCCCGCCGCUCCACCCGCGACCAUCAAGUGGACGAGGAAUGGAGUCACCAUCGAGGCUACAGAUGAGGCUUUAGUACUUCCCAAAGUCGGUUUACAGGACAUAGCCAACUACAGCUGCAUAGCAGAAAAUAUCGCCGGGCGACGCGAGUCCGACGUGGCGGUUUUGUCGGUCUAUGUGAACGGCGGUUGGUCGGAUUGGUCUGCUUGGACCCCUUGUCGGUGCGGGUCACAGACGAAUGGUAAGCGCAGGACUCGAACCUGCACCGAGCCGGCGCCGGCCAACGGCGGCGCGCACUGCAGGGGUCAAGCGGCACAAGGCGACGAAGAGUGUGCAAGGUGUCAAACCGAUCUGUUAGGGAGCUGGUCAGCCUGGAGUGCAUGGUCAGCAUGCAGUGCAGAGUGCGCAAUGUCACGGCGGAGGCAGUGCACUGGCACUUGCCCCGGCGCCGCGCUGCAGCACGCCGCCUGCAGGGACGGAUUGUGCGCAGCCGCCAUGCGGAUAUAUAAAAGCAAUGUGACCCUUUACGUGGGUGUUGGGAUCACGAUAGCGAUGUUGGCUGCUGGAGCAGCUGUGCUGUACGUGUGGUGUAAAUUCAGAAGUGUUAGACCAGGAUACACUGCUGCAAGGGCAGGUGCGCCUAAAACGUAUUCGGGGCGGGAUAAGAGCAACGCUGGGCCGGACUUGACGAGGACCUGCAACGAAUACUGGAUGCAAAGGCCUGAUAACCACUACGACCUGCCACAGUUGAGAGACAGUUAUUCCUCACCGUUUGGCAACCGAAGUCGCCAGCAGUCGUCUCUGGGCAGCAACCACUACGAGAUGAAGCCGUACAGUCCGUCAGGCGACUCGGCCUCGAGCUGUUAUACCAAUUCAAGGACUAUGACGUCACGAUCCAGUGAGUGCUCGUCGUCGCAGCUCGCGGAGCUCGUGACGGCAUCACCCAUCUCCCAUUCCAAAGUGGACGUCGCAGUUACCUUACCCACCGGUUCCCUAGAAACGAGCUAUAGAGAUAAGAUAUGUCUAACUAUUGUAAAAUAA
Parnassius mnemosyne (clouded apollo) is the source of this 1647-nucleotide messenger RNA. The record is from the annotation of a GenBank genome assembly. NCBI's taxonomy places the organism in Eukaryota, Metazoa, Arthropoda, Insecta, Lepidoptera, Papilionidae.